Molecule: messenger RNA, 971 nt
Organism: Vombatus ursinus (common wombat)
Lineage: Eukaryota; Metazoa; Chordata; Mammalia; Diprotodontia; Vombatidae
Gene: TTC13
Product: tetratricopeptide repeat domain 13
Exons: 8
Coding region: 1-915 (304 amino acids)
Molecular function (GO): protein binding
Source: RefSeq, a predicted model, not a curated record
AUGGCACCUGCCGGCUGCUGUUGCUGCGGCUGGGGCGGCGCUGUGUCCGCAGCCGGCGCUGCCGGGCGCCUCCUGGCGCUGCUGCUCCUGGGGUCCCUGUCCGCCGAGCUGCACCCGGGAGCCCUGGGCACCGAGUACUACUCGCCGCUGUCCCUGCUCAAGCAGGAGCUGCAGCAUCGGCAGCAGGCGGCGCCCGGGGCCGGCGGAGGCGGAGGCUGCGACCCGCAUUCUGGGGACUGGGGGGACCAGCCUUCAUCGGAGUGCAGCGAGGCAUCUUUUUUGAACUUCCAUGAUUCUUCGGAUUGUGAGCCAAAAGGAUCACCACCCUGUGACUCCUUGCUUUCCCUUAAUGCUGAAAAGAUUCUGAACCAGGCAAAGUCCCUUGCAGAACAAAAGCGAUUACCUUUUGCUACUGAUAAUGACAACACAAAUGAAGAAUUAGCUAUUGCUUAUGUGUUGAUUGGCAGUGGUCUGUAUGAUGAAGCAAUAAGACAUUUUUCAUCCAUGCUCCAGGAGGAGCCUGAGCUCGUUAGUGCAAUUUAUGGCCGAGGGAUAGCCUAUGGAAAGAAGGGACUGCAGGACAUUAAGAAUGCUGAACUUGCUUUGUUUGAACUGAGUCGAGUAAUUACCUUGGAACCAGAUCAUCCAGAAGUAUUUGAGCAGCGAGCCGAGAUACUGUCCCCUCUGGGACGAAUCAGUGAAGCAGUAAGCGAUCUCACUAAAGCUAUCCAACUGCAGCCAUCAGCACGACUCUAUCGACACAGGGGGACCUUGCAUUUCAUAUCAGAGGACUAUGCAACAGCCCAUGAAGACUUUCAGCAAUCUUUAGAACUGAACAAAAAUCAACCUAUAGCUAUGCUGUACAAAGGCUUAACUUUCUUUCACAGAGGCCUUUUAAAGGUAAAAAUAUUGUAAAACUUACCUUUGAGUAAAAGACACUCAUUUUAUUUGGAAAAUAAAUUGUAUUGAUA